Molecule: messenger RNA, 2581 nt
Organism: Ciona intestinalis (vase tunicate)
Lineage: Eukaryota; Metazoa; Chordata; Ascidiacea; Phlebobranchia; Cionidae
Source: RefSeq, a predicted model, not a curated record
GGGUUAUAAGCUAGGACAUCCCACGUUCUUUAAAGAUUUUUUAUUUCUUCCAAAAAAAGUUGAAUUAUCGACGAUUUGAGGCGUUAUCUGUCAAGUUUUAAAUUACCGCCCUCGUGUGUUAGGAUGCGACCACCAUGACGAUAACGAAACAAAUCGCCGACGAUAUUUUCAAAACAUCUGAUUCGUCGUUCGAGAAUCGCGUCAACUCGGCAACGAAGAAGUUUCUUCUACAAAAGAUCGAGUUCGUUGAAGCGGAACACCCAUACUCGCUCAACCUGAACCAACUUAAAAGUAAAUAUGUUUUGCUCUCGGGAAGCUUGAAACGAGACAAAAUGAACGGGGUGAAAAAUAACGGGGAGGUAAAAACAAUUGAAGGGAUACCUCGUCCGAAGUCGAUUCUUUUUCCACCGGAGAAAUUAGAACUUUUGUGGCGAAAGUCGGGUAGGGUGGGUGCGGGGUUGGUCAACCUUGGAAAUACGUGCUUCCUCAACUCUGCGUUGCAAUGUCUCACAUACACACCCCCACUUGCAAACUACUUAAUGAGCAACCAGCAUCGUGCGCAGUGUCGAGUCAACGGGCAGUUUUGCAUGUUAUGUUCGUUGCAACAUCAUCAGAGUGCUUCGUUUGGUAACGGAGGAAAAUCCAUUCGGCCGAUGAAUAUCCUCAAGAAUCUUCGAAUCAUCGCGAAACAUCUACAGUUCGGUCGACAGGAGGACGCGCAUGAGUUCAUUCGUUACUCGGUGGACGCGAUGCAACGAUCGUGUUUGUUCGGCCUCCCAUCCAAGCUCGACAUCCACACCAAAACCACCACGCUCGUCUACCAGAUAUUCGGAGGUUAUCUAAGAAGUCGCGUUAAAUGUCGUCAAUGUCGCGCCGUGUCCGAUACUUUCGACCCUUUCCUUGAUCUUAGCUUGGAUAUCAACAAACAAGAAUCAAAUGAUCUUCGAAAAUGUUUGGAAAAUUUUGUAAAACCGGAGCUUUUACACGGAGACAACUUGUACAAAUGUUAUCAAUGUAAGAAGUCGGUUCCUGCGAGCAAAACUUUCUCGAUUCAUCGACCGCCCAAUGUUCUCACUGUCCAGUUGAAACGAUUCUCAUCGUUCAUGGGAAACAAGAUCAACCGAGACAUCACCUAUCCUUCCAAACUCAACCUCGGUCCUUACACAAGUUCCGACCGCAACGAGGGCCCGAUAUAUGAUCUCUAUGCCGUGCUCGUGCAUUCUGGAUUUAGCUGCAACUCUGGACAUUAUUACGCUUAUGCGAAAGCUGCUAACGGACAAUGGUAUUGUUUCAAUGAUUCAUCUGUCAAUCAAGUGAGUUCCCACCAAGCUCUCAACCAACAAGCGUAUUUGUUGUUCUACCAUCGUGUGGCGGAAACAAAGCACGUCAAGUUGAAACAAAAGUUGAAUCAACGAGAAGCUGCUGCUGUUGUUAAGAAUCAUGUUAAUAAUAGGUUCGUGGAUUUUAACGGUAAUCCAACAAAAAUCAAGGGGAAUCCAACAAAAAUCAACAGUAAUCCAACAAAAAUCAACGGUAAUCCAACAAAAAUCAACGGGAAUCCAACAAAAAUCAACGGGAAUCCAACAAAAAUCAAUGGGAAUCCAACAAAAAUCAACGGGAAUUCAACAAAAAUUCACGGAAAUCCAACAAAAAUCCAAGGAGAUUCACAUAAACCUGAGAUUGAGAUGAAAAAAGAAUCUCCAACAAAGCCUUCAACACCUCAACACUCGUGCACCAAAGUCAUGACAACAACAAACAAAACUAACGGAUUCCUUCACAAAGUUUCGCUAAAACUGCCCGACAAAUCUCAAAAAGAUUCGAAAGAAAUAAAAACAAGCGAAGAAAAACCCGCGUUAAUUGGGGUCCCAAAGUUGGUGAGUCUUCCCCCUGUUGGGGAGGAUUGGUUGGAAAGUAAGAUCCGAGAGCGGCGGGACAGCGGGGAGUUGGGGAGGAGCGGGAAUAAAAAGAUUUCGUUCAAUAUAAGAGGAAAGUUGUUUUCAGGGAGGCCAAACCAUCAAAAGAUGUGGCAGAAGUUGCACGUGAAGAAGAGAUGCGAGAAGAACGAAGAUGAGAGAUCUCUCUCCUCCAAUGACAGCAGGAGGUCGGAUAAAGAGAGAGAAGAGCACGAGAAGAAGUUGAAAAUGUUGGGAGGAAGUGAUAAGAGAAAGAGGAGAAUGGAGGAGGAGGGAGGGAGAAGUGGGAUCCUCACAAAGUUGCUCAAGUUGUCAUCGGGUCGAGCGUAUGGUGGUGAAGUUGAGACGUGGGACGGCGGAUCGUCUAUUGUGGAGGAAGACGCCAAGAUGGAUCAUCAUAAGAGGUCGAGGUCGUCCACGGAUGGAUGGGAUCGGGAGUUCGAUCGGGGAAAGAUCAAGAAGAAGAAGAAAGUCUCGACGAACAUUAAUUUGUUCCAAACUUUCCAGCGAACAUCAGCAACUCUGUAAAUCUCGUUAUUAAUAAUAUUAUUAUUAUUGUUGCCAAAGUAUUUGUCUUGGUGCUUGGUGGACGUGUGUAAAGGUUUUAUGUUAUUUCUAUGAAUCACUGCGUUGUUGUAACAUCGUGCAUUACAUUUCUUGAACUUUAG